This is a messenger RNA of Cyanistes caeruleus (blue tit), 1095 nucleotides long. Lineage: Eukaryota; Metazoa; Chordata; Aves; Passeriformes; Paridae. The record is from RefSeq and is a predicted model, not a curated record.
GAUGGAGACCAGGGAGGACAAAUCCCCACGGCAGAACCUCGUGGAAGAGGACGUUUUGAGUGGCUCCACGGUGCAGGACUUUAACAGGGAGGAAAAUCCCCAGAGGUCCCGCAGGAGGAGGGGCUCCAAACCCAUCCCAGGGUGCUCUGAGGAGGAAAGACCCACCCUGUGCCGGGAAGGCGGCCAGAGAUCCAGCCAGGGCUCUGAGCUGGUGGUCCAUGAGCAGCUUCAGGAUGGGGAGAAGCCCUACAAGUGCUUGGAGUGUGGGAAGAGCUUAGGCCAGAGCUCAUUCCUGAUCCGCCACCAGAUAAUCCACACAGGGGAAUGGCCCUAUCAGUGUGGGGAAUGUGGGAAAGGCUUCAGCUGCAACUCCCAACUCAUCAUCCACCAGCGCAUCCACACUGGGGAGAGGCCCUACGAGUGUCCCGAGUGUGGGAAGAGGUUUCAGAGGAGCUCCACUCUCCUCGUGCACCAGCGGAUUCACACGGAUGAGAGGCCCUUCCGCUGCCCUGACUGUGGGGAGGGCUUCAAGCACAACUCCCACCUCAUCAGGCACCAGCGCAUCCACACUGGGGAGAGGCCCUACGAGUGUCCCCAGUGUGGGAAGAGCUUCAGCUGCAGCUCCAGCCUAACCAUCCACCAGAGGACCCACACUGGGGAACGUCCCUAUGAGUGUGGGGAAUGUGGGAAGGGUUUCAGCCAGAGGUCCCAACUGACCAUCCACCAGCGCAUCCACACCGGGGAGAGGCCCUAUGAGUGUCCUGAAUGCAGGAAGAGGUUUCAGAGCAGCUCCCAUCUCCUCCAGCACCAGUGGAUUCACACGGAUGAGAGGCCCUUCCGCUGCCCUGACUGCAGGAAGGGGUUCAAGUACAACUCCACCCUUGUCAGGCACCGGCGUAUCCACGCUGGAGAUGGCCCUACAAGUGUCCCCAGUGUGGGAAGAGCUUCACCCAGAUCUCUCACUUGACCCAACAGCAACAGAGGCACCGGACCAGGUGCCUCGGCUGGAUCUCAGGGACAGCCCCAGGAAUUUGGAGGGGGUCUCUCCUCCCCUGCCACUCCCAAGAACCUGCUGCUUUUGGGAAAAAAAAAAAA